Nicotiana attenuata is the source of this 1023-nucleotide messenger RNA. RefSeq lists its product as uncharacterized. The coding region runs from base 1 to 1023 and encodes 340 amino acids. The record is from RefSeq and is a predicted model, not a curated record. NCBI's taxonomy places the organism in Eukaryota, Viridiplantae, Streptophyta, Magnoliopsida, Solanales, Solanaceae. The transcript has 2 exons.
AUGGAUGCUAUCAUAUGGAAUGUUAGGUCAGUGAAUACCAUGCAGGCUUUUGAAAGACUGAUUCUCAUGCAUAGACAUCAUCACUUUGAAUUUAUAGGAAUUAUAGAGCCUAUGCAGCAGUCUAACAAAGUGGAGAGGUACAGGAAUAGAAUUGGUUUGGCACAGGCAGUGGUCAAUGUUUCAAACAAAAUAUGGGCUUUCAUAGAUGAAGUUUUUGAGGUGACAAUUCUCUACAAUAUGGUGCAGCAAUUAACUCUAAAGCUUUUUCACACUGAAACACAUGUGGAACUUAUACUCACACUGGUUUAUGCUAAAUGUGAUCCUAUAGAAAGGAUAGAACUGUGGGAUUCCCUAUAUGCAAUGGCAACAGAUAUGACAAGUCCAUGGCUAGUGGGAGGAGAUUUCAAUGUCAUAUGGGAUGAGGGAGAAAAAUUUGGAGGACUACCUUACCUAGGAUUUAAAGGGAGCAUCUAUACAUGGUGGAAUGGAAGAUCAGAGGAAGACUGUAUAUUUAAAAGAUUGGACAGGUGUCUUGGAAACAUGGAAUUGCAGCAGACAUUCCCUGGCCUUGAGAUCACACACUUAUCCAAGACAGGGUCUGAUCAUUGCCCCAUGUUGCUGAAGUGUGACAUAGAGGUUGAACCUAUUAAGAAGCCUUUUAGAUUUCUUAAUUUCUGGACAAAACAUGAAAAUUUUAAGGCAGUGGUUAAGGAGAAUUGGUCUGCUGAUUUUGCUGCAAAUCCAUUCAUCAUGUUUAAUCACAAGUUAAAAAAGUUAAAGAAGAUUCUGUCAUCAUGGAGCAGAUCAACCUAUGGUGACAUUUUUCAAAAGAUAGCAAGCUUAGAGGAGGUGGUCCUAGUACAUGAGAAACAAUUUGAGGCAGUUCCAACUCAGAUGAAUAGGGAAAGGUUACAUAAAGUCAAGGCAGAAUUGAUUAGAUACCUGGCAUUGGAGGAGGAAUUUUGGAAACAAAAAGCAGGAAUGGCAUGGUUCAAAGAUGGGGAUAGAAAUACAACUGGAUAG